UGUCUUCCGAAUCUCGCCCGCAGUGACCCCAUCAAACUCCAUAGCCGCUGACGCAGCAUAUUUUAUUUGACAGCUUGUCUUGGGCUACUGGCAAGGCGUCUUUAUUCUCUUCGACCCGCCCAUCUACGCCUGGUGGCUUAGCGUCGCCGCCAUCUUCCUCAACAUCUCUUGGUCUUUGCACAAUGUCAUCGCGUGGAUGAAGAUCCGGCCCUUUCUCAACAAGACCGCUAGUCGAUUGUUCAUCGGCACUGUCAUUCUCGUUCAGCCAUACUGGGUGGUCGAGAUCUAUGCCAACUUCACUUAUUUCCACAAUAUCAACAAUGUCUUUCUGAAGACCAGACCCUGGGAAGCUCUAUGCCGCGACCCCUGGUGGGUACUCGCCGCCUGCAUCUUGUUCUACAACAUCAAGACGAGAUAUGACCUCUCUAUCACUCAGAUUGUCCGCAUUUCUCCUCGAUUUGCCGUGAUGCUCGGCGCGAUGAUUGUCAGCAUCUGCUUCAUCGUUCUUGACGUCCUGUCCGUGACAUCGGCCCUCAAGUCGGCAUUGCCCGUCGGCAUCAACCCGUUCUGGAAACUGUCUUUCGUAUUCAAGUGCUUGACGGAUGCAGUGGUGUUGGACGAUUUCAAGACAGCCUUGGACCGACUGAGGGCUUUCAAGUUAUCCAGGCUCGGCAGCUUUGCUAUGGACGGCACGGACACUCGAGCUAAGCAGCAUAUGGAGGACGUGUCGCGCUCCAACAACUGGCAGACCCCUUCACCCACAGCUGGAAAGGCUCAACCAGUUGGACCCCUACCCUCACUACCCAGAAGUCCAGAUGGAGAUUACAUCAACCCGCAGUGGGAAGACCUCAAACCCCCUCACACGGACCAUAUCGAAGAUGAACGAUAUGCCACUGUGGCAAGGAAUGCAUCGCGUGACCGGGACGCAGAGGAAAAUCAGUUCGACGUGAUCGAUUAUGCUGACCCUCUUGACCCUCAACGGGAAGCCAGUGACGCUCAUAUCCUCAAACAUCACAGCACUUGGCCUGGAAGAAGGCCAUCCGACGAGACUUCCGACGUUGAUAUCGAGUAUGCUUUGGCAGUAAGGCAGGUUACUCAAGAGUCGAUGGAGCACGACCGGAAAAAGAACAGGAAAUAGGUAUCGGCCAGUGACACUUCAGGUCUGGGUACCGGGAAGUCAUUACCAAUGCUCAUGAAGGGCGACUGAGCUGGAUCCACGUGUAUUUUGUCGAAGGAUCACGAAUAACUUGAGCAAGGGCGUACGCCCGGUCGAGCAUGGAGUCUUGCGGGAUGUCGACAAGAAGAAGGGGUCUGCUGGAUAGAGAACCAGCGUUGACGAUUAAUGUGAUACCCAGGACGGAAACUUGAACAUAAGAAUUUCAAAAACGUUGAAAAUGUUGCAUACUCUCGGCUGUCCUCUGGCAGAGCUUUAGCUGAACAGAUGUUCUCCGGUAGUUCGUCCAUCCACAGGACCCUUUCUGGGGGUUCGGAAGAUUAAUCUAAUCUGGCUGCCA
Exophiala viscosa is the source of this 1514-nucleotide messenger RNA. RefSeq lists its product as uncharacterized. Bases 197 to 1138 code for a protein of 313 amino acids. The transcript has a single exon. Lineage: Eukaryota; Fungi; Ascomycota; Eurotiomycetes; Chaetothyriales; Herpotrichiellaceae. The record is from RefSeq and is a predicted model, not a curated record.